Molecule: messenger RNA, 2973 nt
Organism: Synchytrium microbalum
Lineage: Eukaryota; Fungi; Chytridiomycota; Chytridiomycetes; Synchytriales; Synchytriaceae
Exons: 11
Coding region: 1-2973 (990 amino acids)
Biological process (GO): protein processing
Cellular component (GO): mitochondrial matrix
Molecular function (GO): metal ion binding
Source: RefSeq, a predicted model, not a curated record
AUGUUGAAAAAAUCAGCACAUCAAGAACUCUACCUAAAACCGCUCUUGUCUUAUAUAGUCGAUAGUUUUCGUGUCAAUACGUCGUAUAGUGGAUUUAACUUCAAGGAAGCCACCAGGAUCGAUGAAUUUGCUCUGGAUGUGUUCAAAUUCGAACAUGAGAAGACAAGGACAUUGUAUUAUCACGUUCACAAGGCUGAUGCAUCCAAUAACGUGUUUUGUGUCGCCUUCAAAACUCCACCAUCAAACAGUACUGGUGUACCUCACAUCCUAGAACACACCGUGCUUUGUGGUUCGGCCAAGUAUCCCGUCAGAGAUCCAUUCUUCAAGAUGUUGAAUCGCUCAUUGUCAACGUACAUGAAUGCUUUAACUGGAAGUGAUAUCACCAUGUAUCCAUUCUCGUCUGAGAAUGAACAAGAUUAUCGCAACUUGAUGUCGGUGUACAUGGACUCUGUAUUUCGUCCUAAGCUCGACGAGUUAUCAUUCAAACAAGAGGGCUGGAGACUAGAGCACUCAAAUCCAAGAGAUGCUUCUUCACCACUCAUAUUCAAAGGCGUCGUCUACAAUGAAAUGAAGGGCGCACUAUCCAAUCCAGGCGAUCUCUUCCUGACACGACUACAACAACAGCUAUACCCCAAUUCAACUUAUGGAUACGUCUCUGGAGGCGAUCCAGUAAACAUACCUGACUUGACGUGGCAUUCUCUUAAAGACUUCCACGCUCAAUGCUAUCACCCAUCGAACGCAUGCUUUGUAACAUAUGGAAACUUUUCGUUGGACAAGCAUCUGGAAAUGAUUGAUUCCAAUAUUCGUGAUUUCAGUGUAUCGAAGGCUCUAGAUGCGCCCAGAGUAGAGAAGUGGAGUGCGCCAAAGAAUGUUGUUGAAUACGGACCACUUGAUCCCAUGCUUGAUCCCGAAAAGCAGACCAAAAUGGCAAUCUCAUUCUUGGCCAAUAAGAGCACUGAGGUGUAUGAAGCCAUUGCCUUGCGAGUGUUAACUUCGCUCUUAAUUGAUGGGGCUGCUUCACCAAUGUAUCAAGCACUGAUUGAUUCUCAACUGGGAUCAGAUUACAGUCCUUCAACAGGAUAUGACCGAACUGCUACCACCACGAAUCUCAGUUUUGGUUUGCAGGGCAUGAAGAAGUCGGAUGUUGAACAGGUGCAGGAAAAGAUUCGAAACGUGCUGAAAAGUGCGAGAGAUACGGGAUUUAAGGCUGAGAGAGUGGAUGCUAUUGUGCAUGAGAUGGAGUUGUCUCUGAAGCAUAGACAAGCCAACUUUGGAAUGAUGAUUGCUCAAUCAAUGUCUAGUCAUUUUGCACAUGGAGGUGAUCCAGUUGAAUCAUUAGAAGUCAACAAGCACAUUAAGCGUCUAAAAGAAGAGAUUGCAACGACAGAUCUGUUACCUCGCCUGAUUGAUCAAUAUUGCAUAACUAAUCCACAUCAACUGACCUAUGUCAUGCAUGCCGAAGAAGAGUAUUAUGACAAAUUGGCCAAGAAGGAGACUGAUCUGUUGAGCAGCAAAGUUGCCGGUUUGAGUGAUUGGGAACGUAGAAAGGCAUUUGAAGAUGGAGCUCGACUCAUUAAGACACAGGAUGAGAAAGAAGAUCUAUCCGUUCUGCCAACUCUGUCGAUAGAACAAGUGAUGGCCACAGAGCCUAAACAGUAUACAGUGUCGGAUGUGCCACUCGGAGCUGGUGCAGUAACAGCUCAAAUCAGAGAAACUGACACGAAUGGUGUGUCGUACGUUACUCUAUCUAGAGAUUUGAGUGGACUAGACCCUGAUCUCGUCAAAUAUUUACCACUGUAUUGCUCUACCUUGACAUCUCUCGGCACGACAACAAGUCCAUUACCAGUACUGUCUGAGAAAAUACGAGGCCAGACAGGUGGCAUCAGUGUCUCUUCCCUCGCAUCGUCCUCUCCAUUUACACUAGACCAAACGGGCAUGUCACUACACAUCACUUCCUCCUCGCUUACACAUAAUAUCGACAACAUGUAUAAAAUACUACAGGAGGUGAUUACUCAACCUGACUUCUCACAGCAUGAGAGACUAGAGGUGGCACUGAAGGGUAUGGCCAACGAUUAUGCUUCAUCAGUGGCUGAUUCCGGUCAUGUGCUGGCAAUCGCUGCUGCCAAUGCUUCGACAAACAAGGCUGCGUUCAUAAGUGAGCAGCUUGAAGGGCUGACGCAAGUUGCACUGUUGAAUCAGUUGUCUGCUGGAUUUGAUGCAGGCCAAGUUACGGAGAAGCUCAAGGCUAUCCAUGAAUACAUAUUGGAUUCAGGUGCAGCUCGAUGCUCUGUCGUCUGCGAAUCAUCAACCAGGAAUCAACACGAAACCCAGUUGUCGAGUUUGUUGGAUCAAGUAUCAUGGACUAGAGCUAUUGAUCCAUUCAACGAUAGGGAAGCAAUGAAACCAAACUUUGAACAAACCCAAUACCAAUUCAGCUUCCCUAUAAACUUUUGUGCUCGAAGCUUCGUAGCAGUACCAUACGCACACAACGACUCUGCCGCCCUAGCUAUAUACUGUCAACUAGCAACACACCACUUCCUCCACCAAGCCAUCCGUGAAAAGGGUGGCGCUUAUGGAGCAGGAGCUAGAUACUCGGCACUGAACGGAAACAUAUCCUUCUUCUCAUAUCGAGAUCCAAAUUCGAGUGCUACAUUAGACGCUUAUACUGCUCUUGCUGAAUGGAGUAAGGAUAUAGUGUCCAGGUUUGGAGAACAGGAGUUACAUGAAGCUAAAUUGGGUGUACUCAAGACUCUUGAUGCGCCGUUGAGUGCUUCUGAGGAAGGGAUGUCGAGGUUUAGAUAUGGGUUGUCUGAUGAUAUUCGAUUAGCACGACGCCACGCAGUACUGUCAACCACACUAGAUGAUGUGGAACGAGUCGCAAAUCAGUAUAUUGUCGGCAAGCCUCACAGUGAUGCCAUUAUUGGAUCUGCUGAACCUUUAGAAGGGUUCAAAGUCAUUCCAUUCCAACUUUGA